Sorex fumeus (smoky shrew) is the source of this 811-nucleotide messenger RNA. RefSeq names its product MOB kinase activator 1A-like. Gene Ontology annotation, cellular component: cytoplasm; nucleus. The transcript has a single exon. The record is from RefSeq and is a predicted model, not a curated record. Gene Ontology annotation, molecular function: protein kinase activator activity. Bases 40 to 402 code for a protein of 120 amino acids. NCBI's taxonomy places the organism in Eukaryota, Metazoa, Chordata, Mammalia, Eulipotyphla, Soricidae. Gene Ontology annotation, biological process: hippo signaling; positive regulation of protein phosphorylation.
GGGGGGGCGUUAGCGGCCCCGCCCCUGCGAGUGUAGACCAUGAGCUUCCUCUUCAGCAGCCGCUCUUCUAAAACAUUCAAACCAAAGAAGAAUAUCCCUGAAGGAUCUCAUCAGUAUGAACUCUUGAAACAUGCAGAAGCAACUCUAGGAAGCGGGAAUCUGAGACAGGCUGUUAUGUUGCCGGAGGGAGAGGACCUCAAUGAAUGGAUCGCCGUUAACACUGUGGAUUUCUUCAACCAAAUCAACAUGCUAUAUGGAACCAUUACAGAAUUCUGCACUGAAGCGAGCUGCCCAGUCAUGUCUGCGGGGCCACGGUAUGAAUAUCACUGGGCAGAUGGUACUAAUAUUAAAAAGCCAAUCAAGUGUUCUGCACCAAAAUACAUUGACUAUUUGAUGACUUGAGUUCAGGAUCAACUUGAUGAUGAAACUCUUUUUCCUUCUAAGAUUGGUGUCCCGUUUCCCAAAAACUUCAUGUCUGUGGCAAAGACCAUCCUAAAGCGUCUCUUUAGGGUUUAUGCUCAUAUUUAUCACCAGCACUUUGACUCUGUGAUGCAGCUGCAGGAGGAGGCCCACCUCAACACCUCCUUUAAGCACUUUAUCUUUUUUGUUCAGGAAUUUAAUCUCAUUGAUAGGCGUGAAUUGGCACCGCUUCAGGAGUUAAUCGAGAAGCUUGGAUCUAAAGACAGAUAAAUGUUUCUUCCAGAACUCAGUUAUCUUCUUGCUUCACUCACUGCUAGAACUAUCUCAUUGCAAUCUGUUAUAGACUAGUGAUACAAACUUUACAGAAAGAUAAAGAGACACUUAAUGUCUA